Messenger RNA from Coniophora puteana RWD-64-598 SS2, 4444 nucleotides. RefSeq names its product TPR-like protein. The record is from RefSeq and is a predicted model, not a curated record. Gene Ontology annotation, cellular component: Prp19 complex; precatalytic spliceosome; post-mRNA release spliceosomal complex. Gene Ontology annotation, biological process: spliceosomal complex assembly; mRNA splicing, via spliceosome. Gene Ontology annotation, molecular function: protein binding. Lineage: Eukaryota; Fungi; Basidiomycota; Agaricomycetes; Boletales; Coniophoraceae. The coding region runs from base 22 to 2331 and encodes 769 amino acids. The transcript is spliced from 15 exons.
CGCGACGUUUCUCCACCCAAAAUGCAGGACGGGAGGGCCCCGAGAAUUCGCAACCGCGCCCCAGCGGCGGUCCAGAUCACCGCGGAGCAAAUCCUUCGUGAAGCCCAGGAACGUCAAGAGUCCACCUUCAAGGCUCCGCGUCAGCGCGUCGAAGACUUUGAAGAGCUUCAUGAGUACCGUGGACGGAAACGAAAGGAGUUCGAGGAGCGGGUACGGAGAACGCGAGGGAGCAUAAAAGAGUGGCUACAGUAUGCUAGCUGGGAGGCCAGCCAAAACGAGUUCGACCGCUCGCGCUCCGUCUACGAACGCGCCCUCGACGUCGACCCGCGCUCAAUCCAGCUCUGGUUCUCGUACACCGAGAUGGAGCUCAAGAACCGCAACGUGCAGCACUCGCGCAACCUCUUCGACCGCGCCGUCACGCUCCUCCCGCGCGUCGACCAGCUGUGGUACAAGUACGUCUACCUCGAGGAGCUCCUACAGAACGUGCCCGGGGCGCGACAGGUGUUCGAGCGCUGGAUGCAGUGGGAGCCGGAUGACAAGGCGUGGCAGGCGUACGUCAAGCUCGAGGAGCGGUACGGCGAGUUGGACCGGGCGAGUGUCAUCUACGAGCGGUGGAUCGCAAUACGGCCCGAGCCGCGGGUGUGGGUGAAGUGGGCGAAGUUCGAGGAGGAGCGGGGCAGGGUGGACAAGGCGCGGGAGGUGUUCCAGACGGCGCUCGAGUUUUUCGGGGACGACGAGGAGCAGGUCGAGAAGGCGCAGGCGGUGUUCAGCGCGUUCGCCAAGAUGGAGACGCGCGUGAAGGAGUACGAGCGUGCGCGGGUCAUUUACAAGUUCGCUCUCGAACGCCUCCCACGCUCCAAAUCAGCCUCCCUAUAUGCCGCAUUCACCCGUUUCGAGAAGCAACACGGCGCGCGCUCCGUGCUCGAGUCGACCGUGCUCGGCAAGCGGCGCAUCCAGUACGAAGAGGAGGUUACUCACGACGGGCGGAAUUACGACGUCUGGUUCGACUACGCCCGGCUCGAAGAGGGCAUCCUUCGCACACUCCGAGAAGAAGGCAGCACGCAGGACGAGGAAGACGGCGCGAUUACGCGCGUGAGGGAGGUGUACGAGCGCGCGGUGGCGCAUGUCCCACCUGGGAGGGAGAAGCGCCAUUGGAGGCGGUAUAUCUUUUUGUGGUUGGACUACGCGCUAUUUGAGGAGAUUGAGACCAAGGACUACGGUCGCGCACGGCAGGUGUACCGAACGGCGCUCGAUCUCGUUCCGCACAAGCAGUUCACGUUCGCCAAGCUCUGGGUCAUGGCCGCCCGCUUCGAGGUCCGCCGCCUCGACCUCCCCGCUGCGCGCAAGCUCCUCGGCGCCGCCAUCGGCCUAUGCCCAAAAGAGGCGAUCUUCAAAGGCUACAUCCAGCUCGAGAUGGACCUCCGCGAAUUCGACCGUGUCCGCACACUGUAUGAAAAGUACCUCACGCACGACCCGUCGAACAGCGGCGCCUGGAUCAAAUACGCCGAGCUCGAAACAGCGCUCGAGGACUUUUCGCGCGCGGAAGCCGUAUUCGAGCUCGGCGUCGCCCAGCCGCAGCUGUCGAUGCCCGAGGUGCUCUGGAAAGCGUACAUCGACUUCGAGGUCGACGAGCAAGGCGACCGCGCCAAGGCGCGCGGGCUGUAUGAGCGCUUGAUUGCGCUUAGUGGGCACCAUAAGGUGUGGAUAUCGUAUGCCGAGUUCGAGGGCGCGCCGAUGCCGCUGCCGAGGGCGCUCAGGGAUGAAGAGGAGGAUGAGGAUGCUGAAGGCGAGGAUGAGACCGGGGAGGCGAAGAUGCUUCCGGGUGAUCCGGAGAUCGCGAGGCAGGUGUUUGAGAGGGCGUAUAAGGACCUCAAGAGCCGCGAGCUCAAGGCUGAGCGUGUCGCACUGCUGGAAGCGUGGAAGACGUUCGAGCAGAACAACGGGUCCGACGCGGACGUGGCCAAAGUGCAGGGCAUGAUGCCCAUCGUAGGGCGCAAGCAGCACGUCGACCAGGAGACUGGGCAGGUUGUCGAAGACUGGGAGCUCGUGUUCGCGGACGACGAGCGCGAGGCGAACCCGGCGUCGUUCAACUUCCUCAAGAUGGCGCACGCGUGGAAGGCCAUGCAGCAGAAGAAGGGCGGUGGGCCGGCUGUGUUAUCUGGGUUCACGGCUGCGUCGAGCGUUCCUGCUGGGGCGCAAAAGGCCGCCGCUGCCGAGGACGACGACGACGAAGAGGAUGAAGACAAGGAUGUGGACAUGCGUAAAGCUGAUAAGGACUCGGAUGAGGACGAAGAGGAGAGCUCGGGCGAGGAGGAAGAGCGAGGCACUUAGAAAGGCGAGUCGUUCGCGAGUUUUAGUAUACAUAAUUGUUGUCGUUUCUUGGUAUUGCGGGUACGAGGAAAUCUACGUGAAGAUGUACAACAAGCUGACGAAAGCGAGUGAUCGUCGAUGUGUUUUGUGGUAUGCUAGAAAGCGAAUCCAAAUGAUGUGAGGUGAUAUAAACAUGAUAGUGUGUCCGAUGGUCAUACAGAGUUUGUGGCUCUUCCCAGCCUUUUCACGCUGGACCACUCUCCCUAACCUGACUCUCCACUGGCCGUCCCUCUACCUGAAUCGCAACAGGACAGCUCGCCGACCGCAUCUCCACCUCCGCAUCGGCCCGGGUCAUCACCGCCCCGUUCCGGCGCCCAGCCUGAGCCACCGGCGCCGCCGCCCGCCUGCUGAACGUUGAACACCCACACCAAGCCCCUCUUGAGCGCCCUCACCACCCUUGCGAUGCCCGCAAACGCACAAUGCACCCCAUACACAAUAAACUGCAAGCUCACGACCACACCCGCCAGAAAACACAUCACGAGCACCGCCGCCGGCCACGCGCUCCACGCGACGCUGCCCAAGAACGCCAUGAGCGCACACGCGGCGACGAACAUGCACGCGGCGGGGAGGCGCGCGGAGAUGCAGAAGAAGAGGUACGAGGCGUACACGUCGAGCGCGCGGCGCUGGAACGCGCUCGCGUCCAUCGAGGAGGUGGUGUAUAGGAGGAGGUAUGCGACGGUGAGGAUGCCGAGGCCGGAGGCGAUCGCGCCGAGGGCGACCAUGUGGGCUGCGAAGGGGGUGAUGGUGAAGAGCGUUCCGCCGCCGCCGCCGGGAGAGGAGAGGCCGAAUACGGCAGCGUCGAGACCGGCGAGGGCGAUGAGCGAUCCGCCGACGAAUGUCCAUUCUCUUUGGAGGCGCUGUAGGAUGCGCUCGAAAUCGGAGUCGACGGAGGCCUCUCGCAGGGCGCGGUAGGGGGAGAAAGAGUCCACGACGCUGUGUACGGUUUCGAUGGACGCGAGGGAGGAGAGGGUGGAGAUAGAAGAGAAGGAGGCGAGUGUCGAUGAGCGCUGGGGUGAUGGGGAGCUGGAGCUAGAGCUGGGACCAGGGCGUUGGACGCCGAGGUGUUCGUGGUGGUGAUUGUCGUGGUGGUGGUUAUGGUGCUCGUGGUGAUGGACGUGGGCCUGGGGGAGGAGCGAGGCGGCUAUCCUGGAGAUAGACAUAGAGAACCCGCUCUUUUGGUUUGUUAUCGUGACUUCGUCGACGACUUGGUCGCAGUUGUCUUCCUCUUCUGCACCGUUAAGGGUUAUGUCUUCCGAAUCGUCGAAGUGGUGAUGAUGAUGAUGGGGAUGACGGUGGCGAAGUCCCUGUUGCAAGGUCGAAUCCCGAGAUUUGGGCAAGAGCGGCUCGUCCUCGCAAAUCACAGACUUGUCGUCGUCCGAUUCCGAGAGGUAGCCCUUGACACGCGCUCCAGAAUGCUGGGGCUCCGGCCAAUGUUCUUCAUCCCAGGGCGAACCAUGCUCAGAGCUGCGCUCGCUCAAGUGUGAAUCAGCUUCACUGCUACAUUCACUAUCGUCCUCUCCGGAGUCAUGGUCAAGGAGGGUAUUGCUGUCUGGAGUGUAGGGACUUGACGGGCGAGACAACGUAGAGGUGGAGGGUAAAUUAGGUGGGGACAGCCGCGCAAUGAGACACGGAGGUGAGCUUUGCCGACGCAUAGGCGUACGCAGCUUGCUGGUUCCGGCGUUCAGCUUGAUCUCGAAAGUGCGGUCCGAGCCCUGUAUCUUCAAGAGAUCUUCGAGGGAGAGAGACGCCGUAGCGACGAGAUUACGCUUCUUCCCCUUCUUUUUGCUUUGCGAGCGGUGGAACAAGUUGACAUUAACUCUCGAAUCGGCCAUCUUUUCCUUGAACAGGAACGGCUGCUUGAGGUUGGGAUUCUGGCCGUCGCACCCGAGGUUGAUCUCAUGCGAGAGGUGGUCGUCGACCGUGAUAUGAACGAUGGGUCUCCAUGCUUUCUCUGGACGCAGUCCUUGGAAACCCUUUGCGCGGAUAACUGUGAAGGACCAAGAGUUGUCUUCGUUCCAAAAGUCCAUUGUCUGGAUGUGAGAGAGGAGGGAUGUGACUCGGAAGGAAAUGGGCU